Daucus carota subsp. sativus is the source of this 2785-nucleotide messenger RNA. Its product is annotated as LEAF RUST 10 DISEASE-RESISTANCE LOCUS RECEPTOR-LIKE PROTEIN KINASE-like 1.4. Gene Ontology annotation, biological process: protein phosphorylation. The record is from RefSeq and is a predicted model, not a curated record. Lineage: Eukaryota; Viridiplantae; Streptophyta; Magnoliopsida; Apiales; Apiaceae. The transcript is spliced from 4 exons. Gene Ontology annotation, molecular function: protein kinase activity; ATP binding; polysaccharide binding. Bases 535 to 2490 code for a protein of 651 amino acids.
GUUCUCUAUGCAGUUCCAACUCAAGAACAGCAGGAUCCAAGUCCGCUGACAAGCAAAAGCCAUUCUGAGUGCUGCAGUCAAUAUUCCGAGUUCAUCAUCAAAACAACUAAAAGUCAUUCAAGUAUGUUAGUCCAGUAUUUUAACUUUCUCUUCUAAUAACAAUGAUGAUGGAUGAAAAUUGUGGCCGAGCUGCAAAAAUCGGAAAUAUAAUUUGACCUGUAAAAGUUCAAGUAUCGGCAACUUAAGGUUGGAUUGUAAAACCGUGCCCAAGUAUCACGCCUGGAAAAGAAAGUCAUCUUUAGUGCAAAACACCAGUACACCUUCUUCUUUGAAAGUGUCUCUGCCUACUUGCAUCAUUACAACCAUGGUCCUAAAUUCCACAUUUCCACCACUUACUUGAGUUCAUUAUAAAAGUCUUCAUCCCUGUGUAGUUUUAAAACAGCCAUGUCUUUUGCAUUUUUGUUUAUCUUGUCACCUUUUCUUCUUUAAAUCAGUAUAUAUCUUCGAGUUUUCUUGGAGCAAAAAUCUUCUACAAUGUAUGUUCUGGUAGUCUCCUUAAACCCCAUCACCGUGAUCAUCUCUAUCCAUCUGUUUUUACUGAUAAACAUCCCAUUUCUUGAAGCUCAAGCGCUUAACCAUACAAAAUACUACUCAGAUUGCAGCAGCGCUACUACUGUAAGAUGUGGGGAGGCAACAUACGACCAAAUACACUACCCUUUGUGGGGAGAAAAUAUUCGACCCAAGUAUUGCGGUCUUGAAGGAUUUGAGCUCAGUUGUGAAAAUACUAAUCUUGUUAUAGACAUUGGUUAUGGUAACAAGUUCCGAGUAGCUAAAAUUUUUCGCUCUGGAAUGAUGAUAGAACGCUAUGGUGAUGAUCAUUUGAACGAUACUACUUGUGACCCUAAAUUCAAUAACACAAUAUUGAAUGAAAAGCUGUUUGAGUACGGUCAGAAUACCAAAGAUCUCUAUAUGUUCUACGGGUGUCCACUUGAACUACAUAUACCAGUGAGGUCUGGGAAUCGGAAUAAUUUUACUUGCAGGAAUGGUGAUAAGAGAAAACAAGUUGUUUUUGGGGUGCAAUCACUUUUGGGAGAUUAUUUUGACAGGCUUAACAAAUCCUGCAAAACUUACAUCAGAGUACCAGUUAAUGGUUUUUACCUUGAGAUAUUCUCCGAUGUAGGAUCUAUGCCCCUGGAAGAUCUUUUAGCUUCGAGUUUUGGUGUUCAUUACAAAAUAAACCACACAGCGUGCUCAGAUUGUGGAAAAUCAGGCGGAGAGUGUUGGAAGAACACAGAUUUAGGAGUGGAUCCGAAAUGCCUUCGUCAGCCAGGGUACGCGGUGGGUAGCUCUUAUCAAGUGCCCCAGAAAGGAAACAACACAGUUUCAGGACGGAAGAUUAUUAUAGCAGCUAGUGCAGCAGGAGGUGGCAUGCUUCUUUUGUUAUCGGUUCUCUUGCUAUUAGUUCUCUUAAUCCUCUGUUUUCGUAAAAAAACCAAGAAUGGUUCAUCUGGGGUCUCUCAGUAUGUAUCGUCUAAUAACGUCUUGUCAGAAUCUGAAAAGGCAGGGACUUACAUGGGAAUCCCCACAUUCUCUUAUAGUGAACUAGAAGAGGCCACCAACAAUUUCGAUUCUAAUUAUGAACUUGGCAAUGGAGGAUUCGGGACAGUAUACAAAGGCAAACUUAGAGAUGGACGGGAGGUUGCAGUGAAGCGAGUCUAUGAAAACAGUUUCAAGAGAGUGGAGCAGUUCAUGAAUGAGAUCACGAUCCUCACAGGCUUGCGCCAUCCAAACUUAGUGGUCCUCUAUGGAAGCACUUCUCAUGAAUGCAAAGUCCUUCUACUUGUAUAUGAAUACAUACCUAAUGGCACGAUUGCUGAUCAUCUGAACAGAGAUAGUGCACAACCUGGUAAACUUACAUGGAAUACAAGAAUGAGCAUUGCCAUAGAAACGGCUAGUGCAUUGUUGUAUCUUCAUGUUUCAGAUGUCAUCCACCGAGACGUGAAGACCACAAACAUUCUGUUAGACAACAGUUUUCGUGUCAAAGUUGCAGAUUUUGGCUUGUCGCGUUUAUUCCCAACCAAUGUGACACACGUUUCAACAGUCCCACAAGGCACUCCAGGAUAUGUGGACCCUGAGUACUAUCAAUGCUACCAGCUUACAGAUAAAAGUGAUGUUUAUAGUUUUGGAGUCGUUUUGAUUGAGCUUAUCUCAUCAAUGCCUGCUGUUGAUAUCAGUAGGCAUCGGCAUGAGAUUAAUUUAGCUAACUUGGCAAUAAAGAAGAUCCAAGGCGAUGCAUUACACGAGCUCGUGGAUCCAACUUUAGGCUUUGAAUCAGAUGAAGAGGUAAGAAAGAUGAUCAUGGAUGUGGCUGAGUUGGCACUAAGGUGUUUGCAAAAUGAGAGGGAACUGAGACCAUCAAUGGAGGAAGUACAUAGAUCUCUUAAAGAAAUUCAGAGAACAGACUGUGCUAAAGAAAUUUUGAGAAUUUGACAUUUCAAUGAAGGAGUAGUGCCAUGGAUGAACUUUUUUAGAGAUCCAUGAGGCAUAUACUCAUAUAUAAGAGCUCGCUUCUUACCUUUGUAAACAUAUCCGAGUAGAUUGACAACAUUGACAUGAUAAGUCCUGCCAAUGCUUGCAACUUCAUUCAUAAAUUCCUCUCCAUUUCCUUUUGUUUCACUUAAAACCUUCACUGCCACGACACGACCAUCUGUUAAACUGCCUUCAUAUACAUUUCCAUACCCACCUUUACCGAAUUCUUCUUCAAAUGAAUUUGUCAUUUUCCUUA